GUGCGUGGCUUGGUUCCCCGGAACCUUUGUUGUUGUGCCUUAGUGGCGCAUCGGAACAUAAGCGCCGGCACGCUGGAUAGGCCGAACGCUUUAAAACUGUGCACUGCAAGAAAUGAGAUAAAGUGUCAGAAAAGAUCUGAACAUGGAGAAUGAUGGAAGACACCUUAUCCUAAAUGUGCACCUGGGUCUGCCAUUUCCAGAGCCUGAGAACAACAUUAGCCGCCAUACUGUGGUCCAUGGGGAUUAUCUCUACUACCACUAUGGCUGUGAUGGUGUGGAUGACCGGGGCUGGGGUUGUGGAUACAGGACUCUGCAGACCAUUUCUUCCUGGGUGUGUGCCCAGACCUCAAGUGGACAGUCCCCUCCUGGCCUCCGACAGAUACAAGAGGCUCUGGUGACAAUGUCAGAUAAGGACAGAAGUUUCAUAGGCUCACGAAGCUGGAUUGGAUCAUUUGAAAUUGCUUUGUGUAUAGAUUAUUUUUAUCAGCUGCCCUGCAAAAUCCUUCACUUGAGGAGUGGUGCUGAUUUGAAGGCCAAGUUUGAGGAGCUGUAUGAGCAUUUUGAUCGCCUGGGGUCUUUGGCAAUGAUGGGUGGGGACAGUGAUAGUGCUUCCAAGGGUAUUUUAGGGCUGUGCUCUGGAAAGCAUGGACAUUAUAUGCUGGUACUAGACCCCCAUUUCUAUGGUCCUCCAGGAUCAAUAAGUACAAAUACUGCACAAAAAGAAGGUUGGAUUUCAUGGAGGAAGAUUGAGCUAUUUGAACGAGAGUCCUUCUAUAAUAUAUGUCUACCGCAGCUUGCAGCACAAUGAUUUAUUCCAUUGGCAUGCCCCUGUGUGUGUGUUUUUUUUCCUUUUGGUACAUGUUUAACAAUGUUUGUCUUGCGUUGAGUUUACUACUUGAAUAUGCAGCAAGUUGUACCACUACAGAGUGUUCUGUACCAAAAACACAAAGCAAAAUACUGUAUGUUUUAAGAUAAAGGACUAUGGCCACAGAAAGUGGACACGUGUAUGUAUAACUUUAUAGAAUUAUUUAAAUGCUUAGAAGUAGACGUUACCUUUGGCUUCUCUGCCACUGUGUGAGGUGUUUAGUGGACUAAGAUGGCCUAUUGACUUGGCUUACUAGAAGUAGCUAAAACAGAAAAUGAUCUGUAGGACACAACAAAUGGCAUGUGCUAGUAGCAGCAGUAAGAUCUGUGGUAGCAGUAUACAGACAGGAUAAUUAUGGAGGAAUUGGAUCAGUUCUUUAUGUAGGGGCUAUGGGACGGGGGCUCGUCCAGUUGGAAUCAUUUGACUCCUUUCAUCUUAAAAUGAGUUUGUGUGCUGUUUGUGAUACACAAGAGUGGACACCGUUUGUAACUUCUGUGGUUUGCCCUUUAAGCUUACUAAGUGAAGAUGUUUUUCCCCCAGCCCUUUGCUCGUUGUAUCAAACCUAAGUGACCAAACUGCAAAGUCUGGCAACUAGACCAGCCUGUAUAAGCCAAACUGUUGUUCCAUAACCUGACAACAUAAAGGAACACUCCACCUAAAAAUGAUAUACAUUUUUAUAUGCCACUUACCCCUUGUAGUUUAUAGUGUGGUGUGAGAGAAAUGUUUAAUCUCAUGUUUACAUUCAAAAUAGAUAUAACAACAUUUCUGAUAUAAUAGGGGACAAUGGUGGGUAGCGUUAGACAACAGCAAGUGAUAUCAAAAAGUUUAUGAAAAAAAAUCUCACGUUACCUGUAUAACAUAAUCAACAUGUCAAGUCAUUCAGUCGUGUAAAUCCAGGGUCUUCAACCUCAUGACACCCCAAAGAGAUGUAUUUAAGCACCAUCGCUAACGAAUGUGAGAUGCACUCGGAUGCUCCCGAGCAUUUGAAUUGAAGACCUGCCUCACUCAUUGGGCAGGAGUCCAGCCCAGUACCAGCUAUUAAUUGACUAACAUUUACAUGAUAUCCACAGAAAGUGUGCACUGAGACAUGAGUACAACUAAAGAUUAAAAGUUAAGGUACGUAAAGACAAGAAUAUGUCUCAUCCCUGUGCAUAUCUCAGAUGCUUCAACAAGCAGAAGGUUAAUUAGAUAGCCCGAACACCAUCAGACAGACACCGGCAGUUCUACAAAACACACGUUUAUUAAUAAAGUCUCCGCACAACACACAGUGCCCCUGCACCAAUCACCCUUAUACGGGCCUUUAUACGUCCCUGGGCCGCCUUUCAUCCUCACUGUUGAGCUUCAUCCUCUUCCACCCGACUGUGGCCUCUCCACUGUAGGAAGGCAGCCCCUUUUAUAUUCACCAGGAUGUGCUCCAGGUGCUCCCUGACGUCCUUCCAGUGGCACUUCCUAGUGUGGCGGAAGUGCUGCAUGAGCACCAGGAAGCACUCCUGGCGUCCCUGGAAGUUCGUCCGCCAGCACUCCCAGGUGUGGCGGAAGUGCAGACAUCCCAGACUCUACGAAGUUUGGGAUGCCCCCUGGCGGUGGCCACGGGCCCCAAUGGGGUUGAGCCUCCAUGCACCAUUACCGUGGUCCCCACACUAACCAGGGCGGUUGCCACCUCGUGGCCCAGGGGAUGUAUAAUUCACCUCCUGGUCCUUCCAGUUGUCCCGGCUGGGUCUGACCCCCAGCCGCCUGCCACAGCAAUAUUUUAGUAAAAAUACAUGUGUUUGGGACAUUGCAAGCAUAUAACUGGACAUCCUAAUAUGUGAUAAAUGUGACACGAGUAAUUUGAGUUUUUUUUGUUCAUGGACCUUGAUUUUUUUGCUGUUGUCCACCGCUGGCUUUCAUUGAGCCAUAUUAUAUCUCCAUUCUGGAUGAACAUUUGAGAGCAAAAUUUUUUCUCACCUAUCACUACAAACUACAUGGCAUAAGUAACAGAUAAAGGAAUACUCCACCUAAAAGGAUAGCUCUUUUUAAGUGUUUGGUUUGAGCUCCUAAUUUGAAUUUUUUCGCUAUAGCAGUGCCUGGUUCAUUGGGGACCCGUAUUCAAUUAAAACACAUUUUUCUUUCAUUACAUGCUUUAUGAUAAAAUGGAGAGCAGGUACUGAUGAUGUACUGACUUAAUCAAAGGUUUUUAUUUGGUGGUGCUUGUAUUUUAAGUAAUGUAUUAUUUUCUCACAUUCUGUAUAUUAUUAACUACAGAUGAGCUAUACAUGUUAACAUGGCAUACAUAAAGAAGAUGAAUUCUGAAACCCAGUUAAUCCAAAUUAGUGUCAUGAGGGAACAGAGCCUAUCCCAGGUGACACUUGUUAUAAAGUAGGAACUAACUUUGGACAGGGUGCCAAGUCAUCACAGGGUAGAUUGGGCCAAUUUAGAAUGGCUUACUGUAUCAACUGAAAAUGCAUAUGUGAUGUGGGAGGAAAACCUACACAAAUGCCAAUUGGGUUUGGGGUCCAUAAGGCAUUUACAAUGCCUAGUGUAGACUGAGUGUGAAACAUAUUGUUCAUUUAAAUGCACUUAUGACUGCAGUGUUUAAGCUACAGGUCGGGGUGUUCCGCAUCCAGAGGCAGACUAAACACCUUCAGUGAAAAUGAAGCUAAACGUAGCUCAGUUUCACAGCAUUUCAUGUGAAAGGGUGAUGAAGCUCACUGCAAACUACUGUGCAGAAAUGAUAAAGCAGUACAUCACCUGUGCAUUAUCACAUUAAAAAAAAAUCCAACAUGUUGCUUGUGGUGCUAGAUUGUAGUGGCUACUGUAUCAUUGGCAGUAAGGAGAAACACUCAUGACCAGUAGUCAGAAGAAACCACGCAGAGGAUAAUGAUAAAGCAAGUUAUGAAUAAUGUGGUUAGUCGGAAAGACUGUUGACAGCUUCUCGUGUAUUUUGAGCCAGGGUCCCAUGUUCCAUCUAGAGGCACAGUCAAGCAUUCUACCAAAAAGAUACAACCAUAAGCAGGCAGCCACAGCCAGGAAGCUGGCACUAAUAACCAAGAAUGAUACCACAGUCCUGAGCCACGGCAUAAAAAGACACCUGGCCAAUGAAAUGGUGUGAACUACAAACACACGGUUUUCAUGCCAGAUGUACGACUGCCUCGCUGAGAAGCCAAGUGUUUCUGUGUACCUGGACUUGCAGGCUAAGUGAUUGAGUGCAUGUUCAGGAUAACACACCAGUUAUUGGGCAUGCCAGUUCUCCCACUUCCAUAUGCCAGGUCUUGGCAGCACUAAUACAGUUCCAGUCAGUUAAUGGACUUAGUAUUUAUCUUGAUGGUAGUGAGAGACUAACUAAACAUGCACAGUUUUGCUGCCCUGUUGUAUUUUCUUGCCUUUGGUGUCCAUGACAUGACUUAUGGGUCACGCUGCCUGUCUGUUUUCUGCUGCCCUCACGGAGUGUAAUGAAAGAAUGUGUAGGAAAGGGGUGGGCAACCUAUGGCAUGCGUCAACACUUUCACUGUCGACAGGAAGGUCAAUUGUCACAUCUACAAAAUGAUUUGAUAUUUCUCAUUAAAACUUAAGUGUAGUAAAAUUUGUUAAAUAUUAUGUAUUCUCUGGUGUCAAUGUCCACUAUAGUAAUUAAAAAAAACAAAAAAAAACGGCAGAAUAAAUCAGUAAAUAAAAAAUAAUGCUUAAGCGCAAUACUCCGCAUGCGUGCACCCCUCACUGGGGAGACACACACACAUAUGCUUAGGAGCCACUGCCUAAACCUUCAAAUUUACGUUGCCUUGUUCUAAUGUGAUGCAAAAUGGCAGGCAAGUGUGUUUGUCAGCCCAUGUGGAUGAAGGAGUGCAGUUUUGUUGCAACAGGAUUGAGCCAUACGCUGUAAAAAAUGUGACUUUAAAUUUAAAUUACUGGCUACUAAUUGCGGGUGGCACGGUGGCACAGUGGGUAGCGCUGCUGCCUCGCAGUUGUGAGACCUGGGGACCUGGGUUCGCUUCCCGGGUCCUCUCUGUGUGGAGUUUGCAUGUUCUCCCCAUGUCUGUGUGGGUUCCCUCCGAGCGCUCCGGUUUCCUCCCACAGUCCAAAGACAUGAAGGUUAGGUGGAUUGGCAAUUCUACAUUGGCCCUAGCGUGUGCUUGGUGGGUGGGUGGGUGUGUCCUGCGGUGGGUUGGCACCCUGCCUGGGAUUGGUUCCUGCCUUGUGCCCUGUGUUGGCUGGGAUUGGCUCCAGCAGACCCCCGUGACCCUGUGUUCGGAUUCAGCGGGUUGGGAAAUGGAUGGAUGGAUGGAGUUUGUAAAUAAAAAAAAAACUAGUCUCUGAUGCAACAGUUAAAUGACUAGUAAUUCAGCUAAUGACCAUUUUGCUGUCACAUUUUUAUCCAUUAAUAAUAUUUCUAUGUUUUAACAGUACAAGUUCAUUUUGCCUAGCGGGAAAGGAAAGGUUACUUUUGUGAAGACGGGUGUGCAACAGGCUCACCAGUUACAAAACAAAAUACCAUAAAUCAACUUCUGUAGCCACAUAGAGAAAUAAUUUUGCUAGACAUCUUCAAGUUUUUGUUUCUCACAGUGCAAAUGUUUAGAAACUUUACAGUGCGCUCCUUAUGCAAAUAUACUAACUCUAUGCAGAUUUAGUUGUCGGGCCGUGACACAGCAAUUACUCAUUAAAGUUGUCCUGCACAUUAAAGCAAUGAGUUGAUAUUUCGUCUAUCUGUAUACUUGUAUAUGGUUGAGAUGACAAUAAAGUUCACUUUGACUUUGACAGCUAGAACACUGCUUAAAUGUAAGUGUAUGUGCAUUUAUCUGAUUAAAAUCAUUGCUUUAACCAUUUAUUGUAUUACAGUAUUUUGACGGUGUAAAUAAACAGUUAAUGUAA
Molecule: messenger RNA, 5710 nt
Organism: Erpetoichthys calabaricus (reedfish)
Lineage: Eukaryota; Metazoa; Chordata; Cladistia; Polypteriformes; Polypteridae
Gene: ufsp1
Product: UFM1-specific peptidase 1 (non-functional)
Exons: 2
Coding region: 143-808 (221 amino acids)
Source: RefSeq, a predicted model, not a curated record